Messenger RNA from Rhinopithecus roxellana (golden snub-nosed monkey), 2420 nucleotides. RefSeq names its product IST1 factor associated with ESCRT-III (gene IST1). The record is from RefSeq and is a predicted model, not a curated record. Bases 145 to 1239 code for a protein of 364 amino acids. Gene Ontology annotation, biological process: protein transport. The transcript is spliced from 10 exons. NCBI's taxonomy places the organism in Eukaryota, Metazoa, Chordata, Mammalia, Primates, Cercopithecidae.
GUGGCUAUCUCGGCCCCGUGGAUCCCUCCGCUCGUGCUUGCUUCGCUGAGGCCGAGGAGCCGCCAUUUUGGAUGCCGAACCCUGAUUCUGAAGUCGGUGUCUGCUGUGUUCACGGCAGGAUUCGGUUAGGAGGAACAGCACAGCAUGCUGGGCUCUGGAUUUAAAGCUGAGCGCUUAAGAGUGAAUUUGAGAUUAGUCAUAAAUCGCCUUAAACUAUUGGAGAAAAAAAAAACGGAACUGGCCCAGAAAGCGAGAAAGGAGAUUGCUGACUAUCUGGCUGCUGGGAAAGAUGAACGAGCUCGGAUCCGUGUUGAGCACAUUAUCCGGGAAGACUACCUCGUGGAGGCCAUGGAGAUCCUGGAGCUGUACUGUGACCUGCUGCUGGCUCGGUUUGGCCUUAUCCAGUCUAUGAAGGAACUAGAUUCUGGUCUGGCUGAAUCUGUGUCUACAUUGAUCUGGGCUGCUCCUCGACUCCAGUCAGAAGUGGCUGAGUUGAAAAUAGUUGCUGAUCAGCUCUGUGCCAAGUAUAGCAAGGAAUAUGGCAAGCUAUGUAGGACCAACCAGAUUGGAACUGUGAAUGACAGGCUAAUGCACAAGCUGAGUGUGGAAGCCCCACCCAAAAUCCUGGUGGAGAGAUACCUGAUUGAAAUUGCCAAGAAUUACAAUGUACCCUAUGAACCUGACUCUGUGGUCAUGGCAGAAGCUCCUCCUGGGGUAGAUACAGAUCUUAUUGAUGUUGGAUUCACAGAUGAUGUGAAGAAAGGAGGCCCUGGAAGAGGAGGGGGUGGUGGGUUCACAGCACCAGUUGGUGGACCUGAUGGAACGGUGCCAAUGCCAAUGCCCAUGCCCAUGCCAUCUGCAAAUACGCCUUUCUCAUAUCCACUGCCAAAGGGACCCUCAGAUUUCAAUGGAUUGCCAAUGGGGACUUUUCAGGCCUUUCCCAAUAUUCAUCCACCUCAGAUACCAGCAACUCCCCCAUCGUACGAAUCUGUAGAUGACGUUAAUGCUGAUAAGAAUAUCUCUUCUGCACAGAUUGUUGGUCCUGGACCCAAGCCAGAAGCCUCUGCAAAGCUUCCUUCCAGACCUGCGGAUAACUAUGACAACUUUGUCCUACCAGAGUUGCCAUCUGUGCCAGACACACUACCAACUGCAUCUGCUGGUGCCAGCACCUCAGCAUCUGAAGACAUUGACUUUGAUGAUCUUUCCCGAAGGUUUGAAGAGCUGAAAAAGAAAACAUAGGUCUCUUAAACCAGGCAACUUUCACAUUCUGGGAGUUGAGACUGAGCAAUUUCUCCUUGUAACAAAGAAUCUCCAUGAAAUUCCGUUUCAUCUGUUAACCGUCACUGAGCACAACACUCCUCCUCUGGGCUCUCUUCCUGCUCCUCCAGAUUCUGCUGCUUUCCAGUUCUCUGUUGAUCCUGAGACUAACAACUGGAGACUGAGGCUGGAGCAUCUGACUCCUGGCAGCUGUGCUUGUCCGUUUCCUGUCAGAGUGAUCCCAGGUUUCCUCCUGGCCCGUCCCAUGGUCCCUCCACAGGAACAUGAGAGGAUGAGGAAGUACUGUGGGGAGACCACCAAAGAUGGCUGGACAGUGGGAGAGCACGUCAUGAAACAUCCCAGCCUCGUGUUGAGGUUUCAGACUUAGAAACAAACCUCUCUGUACAGGGAGAUUGUGAGUGAGAAUCAAGGCCACAGUGUGUGUUUUCUCACUCUCGAAGGCAAGUGGGAGAGAGAAAGUGCCUCAGGACACCAUUGUAACUGUUCCUGGAAGCUGGGCCCUCUCAUUGGCAUAUACACUACUCCUCGCCGCAGGACACUGUCCCACCGGGAUCCAGUUGCAAAGUUUGUCUCCACAGUUGAAGGCCUCGCUUAGUUGUACUGGAUUCUCAGGGAGCCCUCUGUGGCCUUUUUGCUUUGAGUGCUGUGUUUCCCUUGUACCAGAGGGCGGCACUGUGGAAAUUGUUUUCCCCGUAGAAUAUUCUGUUGGAUUGCAUUACUGGCAGAGAAAGGACAAGUUGCCAUUCAAGUCUAGGGUGGGCUUCCAGCUGCCUUAAUAGAAGUACUCAAGUCUUUUGGGUAGAGCUGGAAAGUCUACAGGAAAAGAGGGGUACCUGUUUUCAUUUGAAAACUUUGAUUCAUGGAACCUUUAAAACUAAUCUCAGAUAAAUUUUUGGUGCCCAUGUGGCUGUAGUUGUUCACUGCUUUCCUGGAUGGAUGGGACUCUCAUGUUGUAACUUCUGUACUCCUUUGGCCCAUAGCUAAGGUCAUCCUCCCCCACAGGGGUGGCUUUGGGAUUGGAUGAUACAGCUUUUGCUUCUGUGUAGUAUACCUGUACAUACCUGCUUCAGGCAGCCUUUAAUGUUUUCAGUUGGUUUGUAUUCUGUAGCUCAGUAGCUGCUAAUAAAGUUAAAGAUCCUGUG